Anopheles coustani is the source of this 6945-nucleotide messenger RNA. It is a transcript of the gene ndl, whose product is annotated as serine protease nudel. Lineage: Eukaryota; Metazoa; Arthropoda; Insecta; Diptera; Culicidae. The coding region runs from base 1 to 6945 and encodes 2314 amino acids. Gene Ontology annotation, biological process: proteolysis. The transcript is spliced from 17 exons. The record is from RefSeq and is a predicted model, not a curated record. Gene Ontology annotation, molecular function: protein binding; serine-type endopeptidase activity.
AUGAUCAAGCUCGAUCAAAUGGCGCAGGAUGAGGAACUAUCCAACUCUUCGGAUGGAACGCACGGGCUUUCGCAUGUCCACAGAACCAAUCUGCUCUGUCUGAUGUUGACGGCUGUCGGAGGAGUGAUCAUCAUGGGUACGAUCGCGUUCGGGUUCUAUAUGUGUAUGCCAGCGUCAGCGGUACUGAUAGCGGUCAAGGAAGAGUAUGAAGUUAGUCAGGGAACAAUUGGCGACGAGAUGGAGGAUAUUGGCGUGCGUAAUUUCAAGCGCGAAGCGUACAACGCGUUGGUACGAUCCCUCGAGCUACUGGAGCUGAUGGAGAACUUAGAGCCGCUGUACGAAAGCCAUCAGCGAAUGAAGCGCGAACUUCCGGAGCCUGCACCGAACCGUAUCUCGCGUGAUGAUCGCUCGGAGGAGAUUACCUACGGUGUUCGGAGGCGCGUCCAGCGUGAGGACGAUCUCGGUACGUUACCGAUCGCCUACGGUGGGUUCUUCGGCGGAAAUGGUGGACGGGGACCGCGCCGAAAACGACACCUUUCGCUGGAGGAGCUGGAACGAGCGAAGCGCAACGCCCAGAAAGAUUACCACCGGCUCGAGCACGAGUACUAUCGCUGCCGCAAGGAGGCCCCGAACGCAAAGAUCUGCGAUCAGAUCUACGAGAAGCUGCAACGGCUCUCGGAGGAGGUGAACGCACGCUUCCAGGAGAUGGCCAAUUUACUACAGAACAUCCAGGAACCGGCGACAAGCAAGAGCCCUUCGUUCCCGUCAGUGGUGUUCGGUGUAACCGAGGCACCGAAGACGAAAGUCACAGUAGUUGCGCCACCACGGACGACGACCUACCGGACGGAGUCGCACGUGCCGAAGUACGAUCCGGAGAUCGAAACCGUUGAGCAGCUGGUGAAUCAGAUGAACAUUUCACAGGGAUCGUCAAACGGUGGGUCUUCCGUGAGGAAGUUUGAUCCUCGAUUGCACUAUCCUGUGGAGAAUAGUUCCAUUCAAACCUUGGACGAUCUUUUCGAUCAUAUCGACUUGGGAUUCGUCGUUACGACGGAGCUACCCAAAGGAACCACAGUUGGGUAUGAGUUCGUUGACAAUACCUCUCACUCGAGUUCAUCGCAUUCGGUGUCGACUACAUCAACAACUGUAAGGACAACGACGGUUUCACAACGCACAACAACUGACCACGAUUCGGAGGAGACUUCCUUCGAGCCGAACAGAGGAUUGUAUAUAAAGCCUGCAACACCACCACCGAACCGCUGGAGCACGACGAAAAGUCCUUCGCAGGCCGCUCGUAAUCUGCACGAUGUCGUCGAACAACUCCAGCUUGCCCAGAUGCUCCAGCUACAGCCGGCUCCGUUCCACGAGGACCUCGGCAGUCCGCCGUCCAGCAUCAGCGAGUUCGUCAUGGCAAGAUCACGCAAUCGCGAACACACCCACCACGAUCACGAUCAACCAACCGGACUGGAACCAGACCCGGUCGCCUCCUCUUUCUCCGAUGGCUCGGAAACACUGCGAUCGGCCCAACACCAGCUCGUGGUUGGACCCAGCGCACCCUUCCUGAACCUCUGCGAACAGCUUCGAUCGGCGAACGGUGGAGGCGCAAGCCACACUGGCCACGUCAAACCUACGCACCCCGGGACGUUCCACACAGGGUCCAUCCAACCGGGGAUCCCGUUUACCGGCGAGGCAACCAAAGCCUCGUCCCAGAUCAUCGUGAACUCAGCCUACGGUGCGGGAUACGUACCGAACACGGUCUGCUUCUACCAGAACGCACCACCAACGGCCGCCGUACAGACGCCGUACGCGUUUCGGCCGGCCAACACCUACGGCUACCCGAAUGGGGCCUACCCGCCACCAGCCUAUCAGCACCACCAACAACCGCAUCCGGCCGCCGGAGGUAAGCUUCCGCUAAACGAUCCAGCGAUCGAUGCGCUCAUUGAACCACGCAUUCCUCAAGCAAUGAUCAACAUGCCAGUGAGCAUCCAGAACCACCAACAUCCCGGAUCGCGUGCUUCAGAAGCCUCGAACGCACCAAACAAUCCGAUCCUUCUCUGUUCGAUGAUGUACAACGGUGAACAGCAUGCUGGGCUUCCACCAGCGGCAGCGACCGUCCCGCAGCCUACCUAUUCGGCACCAUCCCGCCAUCAGUUCGGCAACGAAACAAGUGAUCAUGGUGAGGAAGGUGAAGAUCUUGCGUCAAUGUUUGCCUCGGGUCGAUCGCUGGCGGCUCGAGCCAAGGGACGUCAGCACUGUCGACGAGGUUGGGUACCGUGCUUCAGCUCGCAUCAGUGCGUCCGCCGGAAGAGCUGGUGUGACUCGAAGACGGACUGCAUGGAUGGCAGCGACGAGAGUGCGUGCUCGUGCGUGUCCCGGCUGCCAAAGCGUAAGCUUUGCGACGGGUACGCCGACUGUCCGCUCGGCAUGGACGAGAUGGGUUGCUUCGGGUGCGAGAAGUUCUCGUUCUCCUGCUUCCACAACGAGGCCGAGUAUCAGAUGGCGCACCGGUCCGGCUCGAUGUGUUACACGCUGAUCGAGAAAUGCGACGGCUUCGACAACUGUCUGAACCGGAAGGACGAAGAGGACUGCACGAUGUUGGUGCGGGACCUGGGCCACUACCUGGCGUACUCGGUGCCCCACUCGUCCGGUGUGCUGCACCGGAACUACAAGGGUAAGUGGUACCCGGUGUGCCACAAUGGCGUCCAGUGGGCUCGGGAAGCGUGCGAAGCCGAGCUCGGUCCGCUCACCAGGGAGCCGCAGCUGAGCCACGGACAUGGUGCACUACCGGGACCGUACAUUAGCCAGGCCGAGGAUAGCGCUGUGGCGCAACCGGUCUUCAGUGAAACGUGCAACGGCGUGUACCUGAACGUGAAGUGUCCUCCGGUGCACUGCGGCACGAGUAAACUGCACGAGAUGCACUCGGCGCGCGUCAGUGUCCGGACACGCCGUAACGUCACCACCGACGAUGAGCUGGUGGAAGCGGUACGCAUUGUCGGUGGAUCGGACGCGGAACCUGGCGCCUACCCGUUCAUCGUGGGUAUCUUCCGCGAUGGCAAGUUCCACUGCGGUGGAAGCAUCUACAACGAGCAUUGGAUCAUCUCGGCCGCCCAUUGUUGCGACAACUUCCAGCACCACUACUUCGAGGUGCGCUCGGGAAUGCUACGGAAGCGGAGCUUCGCCCCACAGGUGCAGGUCACCCGCGUCACACACAUGAUAGUGCACCACGCGUACAGUGCUACGCUGAUGGCGAACGACAUUGCACUGAUGCGUGUCGAGCACCCGUUCCACUACAACCGCUGGGUGCGUCCAAUCUGUUUGCCGGCGAAGCAUCGCACUACGAACGAUCGCGACUGGCUGUGGGGACCGCCACCGGGCACGGUCUGUACGGCCGUCGGAUGGGGUGCGCUGAGAGAACGUGGUGGUGCCCCGGAUCACCUGAAGGAGGUGUCCGUACCGAUCCUGCGUACCUGCAAGCACAAGGUGGAUCGCGAUAGUCUGCAGAUUUGCGCCGCUGAAGAGGAAGGCGGACACGACGCGUGCCAAGGGGACUCGGGUGGUCCAUUUGUGUGCAAGAGCAGUGCCAAUCCCUACGAGUGGUAUCUGGCGGGAGUGGUCAGUCAUGGAGAGGGUUGCGCGCGGGCCCAUGAACCCGGAGUGUACACCCGUGUGGCGCUAUUCGUGGAUUGGAUUGCGCAGAAGGUACGGGAACCACUUCCAAGUCAAAUGGCCGGGUCCGACUGCCCCGGCAUGAGGUGCAUCUGGGGUGGAGGUGUUUGUCUGCCACCGGGCAAGAAAUGCAAUGGAUUCGUUAACUGUCUCGGUGGUGAGGAUGAGUCAGGCUGCGAAAUGGAUCGUUUACUUCGGUCGAUGUCGAAUAGGGGUGAUGAGGAAAGCGAGGAGUUGGGCACCACACCCCGGGAUAUGGGAUUCCACGAGAAUAGACAAGCGGAUGGUGCCACCAUCAGUGUGGAUCUUACGACGAUGAAGCCGGAGGAAAGUACAACGACAACUCAGGAGGAAAGUGCUGAGGCACACGAAAGUAUGAUCGUAACACACACAAUAACUACAGAUGAACCGAGUACCACUCAUGCGAGUUCCUCUGAGGAAAGUACUACUGAGACAAGCACUACAGAGGAAAGUACCUCCGAGCCACCGACUACUGAGGAAAGUGCAACGGAAGAACUAAGUUCCACUGUGAAUCCAUCGACAACCGAGCAAGCAACGACUACAACGAGCUCAACAACCACUCACGCAGUAACUACGGACAGUUCCGCAAUCGUAUUCCAAGACGACACCAUAACCACCCAAGGGCCAAUCGAGUUUGAGAUCAUUGCGCCUAGCGUCCCAUCCACAACGGAGGCGAUCUGGAAGGCAGUGGAGAAAACGGUACUAGAAGUACGCGGACAAGCUCGUGUGGACAACGGUUCAAUGCCGGCUUUAACAGCCGAAACCAGUACCAGUCCUGACCAGACCGAUGAGCCACAGGACGAUCUACUCGAUCCUGCCGAUCAUCCGUUUUUCGAAGAAAUCGACACGAUGCACAAGGAGAAACACAAACGUGUCGCUAAAUUCCGCAUGACCGUGCACAAUCUGCAUACCAAGACGAAUGCCCAGCUGGUUCCAGCCAAUGUGACCGCUAAAUAUCGCCAGUUUUGGUGUCAAAACAUCACCCAGAGGAUCAAUAUGGCGCACCGGUGCGAUCGUAUCAUCGACUGCGAGGAUGGAAGUGAUGAGCUGAACUGUACCUGCCGGGACUUCCUGAAAGACAAGUUUGAUUUUCUUAUCUGCGACGGAAAGACGGACUGUCUUGAUCGUACGGAUGAAGAAAAUUGCAUGAACUGUCAUGUGGACCAAUAUGCGUGCCGCAUCAGCCAAGAGUGCAUUCCAAAGGAGAAGGUAUGCAAUGGCCAUCCAGAUUGCCGAUUGCAUGAGGAUGAGUUAGAUUGCUUGGCUUUGACCGAUGGACACAGAGUUUAUUUCGAUGCAAACAAUUUGACACUCUUCCGAAACACGGGAAUCGUGACGAAAAACACCAAUGGGACGUGGGAAGUUGUGUGUGGAGCUGUACUAACUGGCAAAACGGAACAUGCUGUCGAGAAGAUUUGUUCGUUUUUAGGAUUCGCAGGUUCCCGAAACUACUCACUGGUGAAACUGGAGCAGCACGACCUCCCGGCCGGAGUACUGGUGACCGUUGGUGACAACUACCAGAAUCUAACCGUGAAUCCCACCUGCCAGGCGUUGAAGGUAUCUUGUGCUCAACACAUCAACGCUACCGAACACGAGAUUGCUCACUUCGAUCCCAAGCCAACGGAGGAACCGGUGCAGGUGGACAUUCGCCCGCUCAACCCGAUCCACCGGCCACACCACAUGCCCCAGAUCGUGUUCCAGGAGAACGCACACAUCGAGCUGAUAGAGAACUUUGGCGACGACUACGAUUGGCCCUGGAACACCAACAUCUACCUGGACGGGGCGCUUAUCUGCAGCGGGCUCAUCAUCGACGCCGCAUGGAUCAUUGUCGCAAGCAGCUGUACGCGGUUGGUCAACAUGCGCCAUCAGUACGUGGCGGUGGUGGCCGGCGGUGCCAAGUCGUACCUGCACAUUGCCGGACCGUACGAGCAGGUGGUACGGGUCGACUGCUAUCACUUUAUACCGGAAGCGGAAACGGUGAUGCUGCACCUGGAGCACAAGCUGAACUUCAGCCGCCACGUGCUACCGACCUUCGUACCGGAGAACGAAAACGUCACCGAUAGUGAGUGUUUGGCCGUGGGACAGGACAAGUAUGGACGAACCAAAACGCUACGAGUCCAUUUGAACUCAACCAACUGCCAGGGUGAACGAGUUCGAUGCUACCACAAGGAUCUUAAGCAACCAUACUUCCACCAUGAGUACUGUUACACGCAAGAGGCGACACGCUCCGGCGUGAUCGUAUGUAAGACGAGCCGUUCCGGCUGGUACCCGGUAGGAUUCUACCAGAACAAGCGCGGUCUGUGCGGUUUCAACGAGGUUGUACGGGUGACGAGUCUGGUAGAGUCGUACCACAAGAUACAGCACGUCCUACACGACGAACAAUGUGCCGGGCAGUACUACGAGGAACCAAAGUGCACCGGAAAGCGCUGCCGUUACGGGAAGUGUGUCGGUGAGACGCUGCUCUGCGAUCGGAAGAAUGACUGUGGUGACGGAUCUGACGAGGAUCAGACAUUCUGUGCGGCACGCAAUCGAACUACGAACUGCCUACCCCAUCAGUUGCGCUGUGCCAAUGGCAAGUGUAUCGACAAGAGUAGCUUCUGCGAUCGGAAGAAUGAUUGCGGAGAUUCGACCGACGAACCGCACGACUGUUCGUGCUAUACGUACUUGAGAAUCACUGACCCCGGCAAGAUCUGUGACGGUGUGCGCAACUGUUGGGACAAGUCGGACGAGAACCCACGCGUCUGUCGAUGCCACGCGACGAGUUUCCGCUGCGGCGAGUCGGACAUCUGCGUACCUUACGAUUUCGUGUGCGACAAGGAACGGGAUUGUCCAAACGGAGAAGACGAGCUGUACUGUUAUGCCCUGCAGCAGAACUCCUAUGAAGCUGGCUACGGCGAGCUGAUGGAGCAGAGCUACGGUAUCUGGCACUCGAAGUGCUUCCCGAAAACGGCCCAGUUUGAUGAUGAGUACAUGCGGCGCGUGUGCGAGCAGCUCGGGUACAGCCAGGUGCGCAAGAUCUACGGCCGGGCAAUCGUGGAGGAGGCCCGGCUGCGGACGACGGCGAACGACACCGAGAGCCCGGUGGAAAAGCUGCGCCGGGCGGCCACGAAAACGGUCGUGCAGAACAAGUUCUCCAAGGUGGUGAUCAACGCGAACCACACGUUCUACAUGAAACCGAGCCGACCGAUGUUCAAGGUGAUCAACUGGAAUCAGGAGGAUCAACAGAACUGCCACCGGUUGGAGCUACUGUGCGCACCUUAG